UGGGUGUGCAUAGUGAUAUCCAAUCGCCCUGGCGCCUGCGGCUCAAUCAGGUGUGUAGGAGCGGAAGGCACCCUGGGCGGUAUGGCGAGUUGGUGGCGUGUGUUUCCACGCGCGGCGCAGCGCUAUCCGUGGCCCACCAACGUGCUGCUCUACGCCGGCCUCUUCUCGGCGGGUGAUGCGCUGCAGCAAAGGCUGCGGGGAGGCCCGGCCGACUGGCGCCAGACACGCCGCGUGGCCACCCUGGCCGUAACCUUCCACGGCAACUUCAACUACGUGUGGCUGCGUCUUCUGGAGCGCGCGCUGCCGGGCCGCGCGCCGCGCACGGUCCUGGCCAAGGUGCUGUGCGACCAGACUGUCGGUGGGCCCAUAUACCUGUCGGCCUUCUACGUCGGUAUGAGCGUUCUCCAGGGAAAGGAUGACAUAUUUUUGGACCUGAAGCAAAAAUUCUGGAAUACAUAUAAGAGUGGUCUGAUGUACUGGCCCUUUGUGCAGCUGACCAACUUCAGCCUUGUCCCUGUGCACUGGAGAACAGCGUACACAGGACUGUGCGGUUUCCUCUGGGCCACCUUCCUGUGCUUUUCCCAGCAGAGUGGUGACGGCACAGUGAAGUCCGUGUUCAUCCUCUUUCGCAGGAAGGAGGCGAGCGACAGGCCCCCAGAGGAGUGAGGAGUCCAGGACCCCUGUAGAGACUCGGUUUUGUGUCUCCAUUGCUCUCGGUCACCUGCAGCAGGCCUGCGUCACCAACCAAUUAUUAUGGGUUCGAUCAUGAAGAAUUCCUUUUCCAUAGGCCAACUUGUUUUGAAAUUAUCAAUGAUUUUUUUUAACUGUUAUCCAAACCUUUCCCAUUCAUUCCAGCCUGAAAGUCUUCCUUCCAGGUUUUCACAACUCUAGUGCUUUGGCUAAAAUUACAAGUGACAGGUGACAUUUUGAAGUUAUUAAUAUUUCUAUUCUAAUAUUAUAAGGUCAGUUGAGUUUUAAAAAACCUCCAGUUUUGAUUGUUUAUAUUUCUAGCCUAAACUCAGGCUAUUUCCUACACAUGUUAGGAUCAAAUUGCCUUUUGUCCUUAUAGUUCAGUUCCUAUGUAUAUAGAGUUCAGUCAAGACAUUUGAAUAAUAAGUCUCCCCAGAUACUCGAUAAUAAUUUAUCACAUCAACACUGAAGUUCUUUGUUUGUUUCUUUUCUGAGGCAGAGUUUCUGUCCUGGAACUGGCCUCGAACUCACAGAGAUCCACUUGCCUACGUUCUUUAAGCAGAUGCUUUUAUCUUCAGAAAAGGAACAGUGUUGGGCAUCUUCUGGAUAGAAUACUUAUUGUUACUGUCUAUUUUUUAAAGGUAGGGUCUCUCUUUGUGUAGCUCAGGCUACCUUGGAACUCCGCCUUACGCAUGCUGAGGUUAUAGGCAUGCACCAUCAUGCGCCGUCAUGCCUUGCUCUCCCGCUGUUCUUCCAUCCAAGCACAGCACUCUUUAAUUGAUAGCUUCCAGCUCUGCAAAGAAAAAAUUGACCAACGCACCCUCAUUCCUACAUAUAGGAAAUAAAAUAUUUGAUUUCUUAAUUACAGUAAGUGAAAAUUCUAGAAAACAAAUUAUUUCCUUCCUCUCUAAUCCAUAUUGUAUUAGUGUACACGGUUUGCAUUAGUCCUCUCGCCUCUGGGAGGAUUACUUUUUCUAAAUGCUAGGACUACAGACAUGAGCCACCAUGCCUGACUUGUGUGUGUGUGUGUGUGUGUCUGUGUGUCUGUGGUAGUAGGAAUAGAUUCCAAGGUCCUGUGCAAGUGCUCUGUCACUAGCUGUACCCGAGGAUGCUAACAGGAUUCUUUCAUAAUUCAGUGCUUUAAAGUGAACACAAGAAGCAUCAGCCAGCCUUUCACAUCUACUCAGCUUGUCUCAUCUCAGCCAGCCACCGUCAGGUUUCCAAAGUGUGUAAAUAACCAGGUAGGGAGGUGUGAUCGGUCUGCUCGGGAGACUCGUGGAGGAGGAUCACUCCAGCCCAGGAGUUCAAGACCGAACUGGACAAAACAGCAAGUCCCUGUCCCCAAACCACAAAGAUAGACAUUUCAGCAGUCUCGCCUACAGAUUGCCUAUGGUUUCGCUGCCAAUACGGCAUACUUGACAGAUGUUAAGAUGAAAAACACUGACUUCUGAGUUUGUCUGGAGAAUGUAUAUUUAAGAUCAUUUUUAGAAUUCAUACUUAAAUUUCUAAGCAAAUAAUUUAUAUGGUUUGUGAUAUAUUGGUAUAAAUUAUUAGCAUGCACCUUCUAGGUGUCUAAGUUAUUGAACUAUAAUGGGUAUCAUUUUUUAGAAUUCAUACUUAAAUUUCUAAGCAAAUAAUUUAUAUGGUUUGUGAUAUAUUGGUAUAAAUUAUUAGCAUGCACCUUCUAGGUGUCUAAGUUAUUGAACUAUAAUGGGUAUAAAUGCCCUUUGCAUUAGGGUAGUAGUAAGAACAAUUCUUGAUGACUGUAUGCUUUUGAAAGUUGGGUGGCUGUGGUGGUCUGCCUGUAAUCUCUGGAGCAAGAUAGCUUUAGCUUGACCAGCUGAAUGGAAUUCACGAACUCAGGGUUCAGCAGGAGAUAUUGUAUCAAUGUAGUGUUUGAAUGAGAGUGGCUCAUGGAUUUGAAUGCUUACUCAUCAGGGAGGGGCACUCUUUGAAAGGAUCAGAAGGUGUGGCCUUGGAGUGGGUGUGGCCUAGAGGAGGAAGUGUGUCACUGGAGGUGGGAUUUGGGGUUUCUGAAGCCCAAGUCAGGUCCAGUGUCUCUCUCUUCCUGUUGUCUGUGGAUCCAUGUCUGCCUGCAUGCCACCCUGCUUCCCACCAAGAUGCUGAAGGGUGCAGGCAAAAGCACCUUGGCCCAAAUACUGCCAUUUUGUCUUCAGACUUCAUUUUACUUGCAAGGUGAAAGAAAGUUCAGGUUCCCAAGCCCUAGAGGAACUGAGAACUUUCCAAUGGCUGACCUGCCUCCUCCCUAAACCACAGAAACAUGUGUCCUCUGGUUGUACACCUUUAGCUCCUUAGAAACAUUGUGGCUGUUCCUAACAGGAAGAACAAUGACUCUGACUGGUUGGACUGAAAGCCUUAAUUUACAAUGAUAGAACAUACAUUCAAGGAAGCUCCUAAUCCUGAUUGGUGAAAAUUGUAACUGUAACUUGGCAACAAAUAUUUGUGAUUUCACUGAUAUAUUAUUUUUCACCACUACUGCCCCUACUUAGUGCUGUUAGGAGAGUCCUUGUCCUGCAGCCCUGAUUAGUCAGUCAGCUUAUGUGGUGAUUUAAUAAAAUCUUUGGAACCUGCAA
This is a messenger RNA of Microtus oregoni (creeping vole), 3284 nucleotides long. It is a transcript of the gene Mpv17l, whose product is annotated as MPV17 mitochondrial inner membrane protein like. Gene Ontology annotation, cellular component: membrane; cytoplasm. Lineage: Eukaryota; Metazoa; Chordata; Mammalia; Rodentia; Cricetidae. The coding region runs from base 82 to 666 and encodes 194 amino acids. The transcript is spliced from 4 exons. The record is from RefSeq and is a predicted model, not a curated record.